AUGGCGGACCGAUUGCACAUAUGAAUCUUGAAAAAAUUCCAAAUUCUGUGACGGUUAGAAUGUUAUUCUCUAGACUAUUGUUUCAUACAAGCAGUCGAUGUACCACACCCUGCUUUCAAAUCAAUGCUAAGACAAAGCAAAUUAUACGAUUUCGAUUCGUUCACGGGACAAAUAUUCUCAAUAACCGUAACUUGCCUGAUCAGUGGUUCUCGAAGAUUUCUAAUGCCGUUUCCAUCAAGAGUGAACGUGCGGUGAAAAAUUCUUACGAGAAAGUUGGCGGGCUCUUUCAAGCCUUGGAUGAUCUUUUAGGGAUCUCCGAUGUACAAGAAGCUCAGACAGGUGUGAAAAAGGCAGAAAAUGAAUUUAUGUCUACCCGGGGUAAAGUGCAGUCCGCGAAAUCAAACCUGAAUUCAGCGCAAGAAAAGCUAAGGGACAUUCGCUGUAAGUUAGACCGGAUUCCUCGAGACGACGAACGUUAUCUAGCUUUAGCGACAGAAGAACACAAGGUUCUGCUGGAGGAAAAAAAGUUGAAAGGUGAAUACGAAGAUUUGGAAGCUGUGGAAAGAGACCAGUUUGCAAUCCUGUCAGGAGCUGUGAGGGACUCCCACGAGAAAGAAAGGGCAAGAGUGGAAAGGACUAAACACUGGUCUGUGAUUGGCUCUAUUGGUGGUGCCGCACUUGGAAUCUUAGGCUCAACUCUGGUGAACUACAUCCGCUUGAAGCAAAUCAAGAACUCCAUCAAGGAAACUGGGAACACAUUGAUAGGAAAGACUGAUGAGCUUGCUGAUCUGGUAAAAGGACAGGAAAAUCAAAUAGGGAGCCAGACAAAUGAUUUAAAGGAAUCUUUAUCUACACAAAGUAAAUUAUUAGAGCAAAAAUUUAAAGAGUUAGCAGGUUUGUUAAACCUACUUACUCUAGAUUUAAUUUCGGAUCCUUUAAAGGACUUGGGAAUCCAUGUUCAACCAGCUUUGGAUCCUGAGCAUUUUAAGAGUGCACACUCUCCCAUGAGUCAAAACCAAGGUAAUAUUGAAGAGCUGAUAAACAGUGUUGUAUCAAGAAUUGACUCAGUUCUAGAGGUCUUGAAAAUUGAUCGGUAUGAAAUGAAGGAAGAUUUGAAGACAUUACAACAAAGCAUAGUUACACUCGACAGUUCUGUUCUUCAAUGCAAAGAGAGAACUGUUGAGGAGCUAGACAGACUUGUUAAGUCCAUUAAAGAUAGGUCUCUUUCUACCAGUGACUCUGUGGAACCUUCAACACAGCAUGUACCCGACAAAUUUGCUGAAAAUACACAGUGGUGGACCAAGGCAAGUACAUUUACAUCACUAGUAUGUACUGCAUUGACAGCUUCUGUACUUCUGUGUGAGUUUUUCAAAUAAAUGAAUAGAA
Pocillopora verrucosa is the source of this 1386-nucleotide messenger RNA. RefSeq names its product mitochondrial potassium channel. NCBI's taxonomy places the organism in Eukaryota, Metazoa, Cnidaria, Anthozoa, Scleractinia, Pocilloporidae. The record is from RefSeq and is a predicted model, not a curated record.